AAUCGCAAUAUAUCCUCUCGUCUCGCGCAUCACCUCACCAGCACACCGUGCAUCGCCGUGUCCGCCCUCUUCCCGUCCACUCGUCGCGCCGCCUCGCCGCCGUUCCUCCCACCGUCGCCCCGGUGCGGUCGUCGCUGUACCGUUCCUGGAGACAAACCGGAGCAGGCUUGCGAUGGCGCGCGUGUACGUCGGCAACUUGGAUCCUGCUGUGACGGCCCGGGAGCUCGAGGACGAGUUCCGCGUGUUUGGGGUUCUCCGGAGUGUAUGGGUUGCAAGAAAGCCACCUGGUUUUGCUUUCAUUGAUUUUGAUGACAGGAGGGAUGCUGAGGAUGCAAUUCGUGAUAUGGAUGGCAAGAGUGGUUGGAGAGUUGAGCUGUCUCGUAGUGCCAGCAGUGGUCGUGGUGGUCGUGAUCGAUCUGGUGGCUCUGAGAUGAAGUGUUAUGAAUGUGGUGAGUCUGGGCACUUUGCUCGUGAAUGCCGCCUGAGGAUUGGAUCUGGGGGUCUAGGCAGUGGAAGGCGUCGCAGCCGUAGUCGGAGCCGCAGCCGCAGUCGUAGUCCUAGAUACCGCAGGAGUCCAAGCUAUAGCAGAAGAAGCUACAGCCCCCGAGGGCGCUCUCCAAGGCGUCGUAGUGUGUCACCGGCUCGUGGGCGCAGCAUCAGCAGGUCACCAGUCCGUGAACGUGAUGAAUCUCCUGUGUAUGGCAAUGGGUAUCGCCGCAGCAGGAGCUAGAGAGCUGAACCUGAUGUCUGGAGAGUUAUGUUACAUCAGUACCCGCCAGUUAUGAGCAGUGUCCUAUUUGAAAGAUUCUCCAUCGACUGCUUGACUUUGGUUAAGUCCCCCAUAACUUUUUCUGCCCUAAUAUGGUUGUGUUUGAUUUUGAUCUCUGGAGAAACUUAUGGAUGGGUGUAUUGUUUAACUAAGAUUAGCUGCCUUUCUUUUGUGUGUUAAGAAGGCAUCGUCCUGCACUGCACUGCACUGCUUAAACGACUCAGCCGGCUACGGCUUUCAGUUAUGUCUUCAUGGUUUUGCGCUUCA
Molecule: messenger RNA, 1036 nt
Organism: Lolium perenne
Lineage: Eukaryota; Viridiplantae; Streptophyta; Magnoliopsida; Poales; Poaceae
Product: serine/arginine-rich splicing factor RSZ21
Molecular function (GO): RNA binding; zinc ion binding
Source: RefSeq, a predicted model, not a curated record